Messenger RNA from Sitophilus oryzae (rice weevil), 1861 nucleotides. Its product is annotated as annexin B11-like. Bases 203 to 1696 code for a protein of 497 amino acids. Gene Ontology annotation, cellular component: cytoplasm. Lineage: Eukaryota; Metazoa; Arthropoda; Insecta; Coleoptera; Curculionidae. The transcript is spliced from 7 exons. The record is from RefSeq and is a predicted model, not a curated record. Gene Ontology annotation, molecular function: calcium ion binding; calcium-dependent phospholipid binding.
CAACAUAACCUCAUUUCUUCGGUGAAAGUCUGACGUGUUGAGGAAGUUGGUUUCGUUUUUAAAAUUUUAAGUGAUUUUAAGGUAGAAAAUACUGAAAAUAGUCAAGUUAACGGUGCCUGAAAAUUGGUACGUGUUUAUCCUUGUGUUAAAUAAAAACAAAGGCAAUUUAAUAAUAAUAAAUUACCUUUUUUAAAGUGACAAAAUGAGUUACGGACAAUAUCAAUCAGGCCAAACACCGGGAGCUCCUUAUCCCCAGCAAAGUUAUCCCCCGCCAAGUGGGGGAGCACCAUAUCCCAACGCCGGCUAUCCUCCCAUAAAUCCUAACGCUUUCGGCCAUACAAGCAAUAUGCCUAUGUUUAUGCCACAACCGAUGCCACUGCCCACUUAUCCACCAAGCGCGCCUUCUGGCCACGGUACAUCAUAUCCACCUUCUUCAGGAGGGUAUCCAUCUAAUCCGAGCUCUUAUCCGGCGACGAAUCAGGGUUACCCUCCCGCACCUUCCGCUUAUCCUCCUGCACCCUCUUCUUAUCCUCAAGCUGCUUCUGCUUAUCCUCCGGCACCUUCUGCUUAUCCUCAAGCUCCUUCUGCGUAUCCUCAAGCACCUUCAGGUUAUCCCCCCGCACCUUCUGCUCAUCCUCCAACUGGAUAUCCUUCUGUUCCCUUAGCUCCUGGUGCUUCCCCUGGAGGAUCAUAUGGAAGAGGUGGUCAAUCUUCAGUGGGGUCAAGUGGUCCAUAUACUCGUAUUAAGAGAACACCCACUGUGGUUCCAGCCAGUCCUUUUGAUCCUAGGGCUGAUGCUGAAAUUUUACGUAAGGCUAUGAAAGGAUUUGGUACAGAUGAGAAAGCAAUUAUAAAUGUUUUGGCUCACAGACCAAACGCUCAAAGACUACAGAUUGCUGUUCAGUUUAAAACACUUUAUGGAAAGGAUCUAAUUAAAGAUUUAAAAUCUGAAACAACUGGAAACUUUGAAAAUCUACUUGUUGCUAUGAUGACACCACUUCCUGAAUAUUAUGCUAAACAAUUACAUGAUGCUAUGCAAGGCUUGGGAACAGAUGAAAAUGUGCUGAUUGAAGUUUUAUGUACCAAGUCAAAUCAAGAAAUUAUGGUCAUCAGACAAGCGUACCAAGCUUUGUAUUAUAGAACUUUAGAAGAGGAUUUAAAAGGAGACACCAGUGGUACCUUCAAAAGGCUAAUGGUAUCUUUGUGCAAUGCUUGUCGGGAUGAAAGUAUGGCUGUAGAUCAAAACUCUGCCAGAGCAGACGCACAAGCUUUGCUGAGAGCUGGGGAACUUCGACUGGGUACCGAUGAAAGUACUUUUAAUAUGGUUUUGUGCCAAAGAAAUUGGGCCCAGCUUCAACUAAUAUUUCAGGAAUAUUAUAACUUGACUGGGCAUGAUAUUGAAGAAGCAAUAAAAAAUGAAUUCUCUGGAAAUUCGGAGGAUGGCCUCCUUGCUGUUGUGCGAUCAAUCAAGAAUCAGCCCGCCUUUUUUGCAAAACUACUUAACAAAUCUAUGAAGGGGUUGGGUACAAAUGAUAAUGAUUUGAUUCGAUUGGUUGUGACUCGAUCUGAAAUUGAUAUGGUCGAAAUUAAGAGAGAAUACCAAUCUCAUUAUGGAGAAUCUCUAGCUGAAGCUAUUAAAGGUGACUGUUCUGGUGAUUACAAGAAAUGUCUUUUACACCUUAUUGGGGAAGCUUAAACUACAUUUUUGUAUCUUAUUAUAUAUUUCUUACACAAAAAUCACAACACAUUAUAAAAGAAUUUAAUUUUAGCAUUGUUUCUGAUGUUAUCUCAAAUUUUAAAUUGUAUCGCUUAUUGUUCGUUAAAUCAAUAUAGCUUUUGCAUUUUCUGUAAUUUAAUCUCA